Messenger RNA from Penicillium diatomitis, 1842 nucleotides. Its product is annotated as Lectin C-type domain protein. Lineage: Eukaryota; Fungi; Ascomycota; Eurotiomycetes; Eurotiales; Aspergillaceae. Bases 1 to 1842 code for a protein of 613 amino acids. The record is from RefSeq and is a predicted model, not a curated record. The transcript is spliced from 2 exons.
AUGUCGGUCUCUUACGAUGCGGGAAAUGAGAUCACUAAUGUGACGUGGAUCACUGCGCUUCUGAGCGAACGCGACGUGGCUGGCCAGAUCCCUAUCAAUUUUGUGAUCAAUCCUGCGGUAGCACUCUCAUCUGCCUGUUUCGGCAAUGGCUUGUAUGCUACCAAGGCGGCUGGAGACUGCAUAUCCAAUCUUCUUGCUGUCGGUUACAGACGACUGUAUGUAGACCUUUACUGGUCGACCUCUCGAAGAAAAUGGACAUUCUGUCCAGCAGAGAUUCCAAACGCAGACAGUGUUGUAAUGUCAUCAGCCGCAACUGCGGACUUGACCAAGUCGACUGUCACCACCGCCAGCAGCACUUAUUCCACAGCCACUGGGAUUUCGGGUCUAGCUACAGCUUCUUCCACGGGCUAUGAAAACUCAAAUGGAGAAACUAUUCUUCAGCUGGGGUCUUACAGAUGUUCCAGAGACCUGGACUUAACUACGUUGUCUGACAUUCUUCGUGGCUUCUUCACCAACACAAAGUCCCAACUUCUGAUAUCCACCAACUAUCUGAUUCUGAAUCUUCGCGUUGCAUCCAAUGGGCUGGAAUCAGCGGAUUCAACUCGGCCACUUGCACCUGAGAAUUUGCCCGCUUCGGAUUCCGAACGACUUGGCUCGGCGCUGGACCAGGCCCUGGCGAGCUAUCUCUAUACUCCCUCUGAACUGGCUUCAGACCGUAGCAACCUGGGGAAUUCCUGGUUCCAGGUGGAUGAGAAGCACAAACCAAUCGUGGAUUACUUCACCCUUCAUACAGACAGCGCAGGGAUUCAGAGCACCCCGGAUGGAUGGCCAUCAUCAAGCUACGUUCAGCUUGCCAAAACUGAUCGAUUGUUCGUUGGAUAUGGAUCGAUCGACCCACGACUUGCUGCCUAUGACUACAAAUUGGACGGAGAUAUCAUCUUUCCGCCUGGCUAUUUGACUUCCACGAUUAAUAUCACCACCACUUCGAACGGAAGCGUGUCUUCUGGCUGUCUGUUCAAGCCCGGUGCGACUGAAAUUUCCCAAGCCAAUUCAUCGUGGGCAUUCUCCGCUAGCCUCCCGAUCCCUGCCAUGUCAUCUGGCAAUGAGACGUUGGCAUCCGUCACAAGGCUUACCUCCAAUAUUGGUGGAUGUGGAUUAUCCAUCGUAUUGAAUUCUACUCUUUUCGGUGAAACGGCCGACGCAAAUGUCGCGAACUAUCGAAAUGUGUUUCUGUCUACUAGCUGGGCAUGGGUGGACGGGCAACCAAACGGUGCAGCUACCGGGGGUGGCACGAACGACGUCCCCAGCUUUGACCGGUGUGCUGUGUUAGAUGUGUCGAGUCAGGGUCACUGGCGUACAGCAAAUUGUUCUCAGCAUCGACGAGCUGCCUGUCGCAUUGGGACAGGUCCUUUUUCGUGGUCUUUAUCGAACGCUACGGCAGAGUACAACGAUGCGGCCAAUCAUUGUCCGCCUCAAUCGAGUCCUGCCGUUCCUCGAACUGGCUUGGAGAAUACCUACCUCUACAGAUAUCUUCUCAAUCAACCGAAAGACAUCAUCGAUCCCACGUCACUGGAUCCGGCCCAUCGAGAGGUAUUUCUCGAUUUCAACUCCAUCGACAUCACAUCCUGUUGGGUCUCGGGGGGUCCAACGGCGAAAUGCCCCUACGCUUCCGAUCCUCAGCAGCUGGAGCAUCGAACAGUUCUCGUUGCCGCCAUUGCUGGUAUUAUCAUCGUCAUCAUCACCGCACUGACGUUGUUCGUGAAAUGCAACGCCAACCGACGUAAUACACGCCGGCGAAAGCGCGUGAUUGGAGGCUGGGAAUAUGAAGGCGUGCCUUCAUAG